This is a messenger RNA of Ctenopharyngodon idella (grass carp), 6360 nucleotides long. It is a transcript of the gene hdac7a, whose product is annotated as histone deacetylase 7a. The record is from RefSeq and is a predicted model, not a curated record. Gene Ontology annotation, cellular component: histone deacetylase complex. Gene Ontology annotation, biological process: negative regulation of transcription by RNA polymerase II; chromatin organization. Bases 308 to 3286 code for a protein of 992 amino acids. Gene Ontology annotation, molecular function: histone deacetylase activity. NCBI's taxonomy places the organism in Eukaryota, Metazoa, Chordata, Actinopteri, Cypriniformes, Xenocyprididae. The transcript is spliced from 26 exons.
AAACACACACACACACUCUCUUUUCCUCUCCUUUUCUUCCACCGCUUGCAGCUUCAGACAUUUGGGGAAUCCUGAAACGAGUUGUUCCCACAAAGAGGCAUUGCCAACUUAGUGUAAGUAGAAUCUGAAUGAACAGAGGAAACAGAAAGAGGCUGUUUCACUAAAAGCUUUGAUAUUCCUGCCCUCCCAUGUUCGCUCCUUCAUGUCUUUUGUUGUGGACACUGGCUGCGCUGGUUGGACACCUUGAGACAAUCUCAGUGGCUUUUUGAUUAUGGACAUAGAGACACUGUAGAGCCCUACACACUGCAUGAACACUCGACUUGCUGAUGGAAGUUGUGCAGCGGGACUGAUCGUCGAGUCGGAUCAAAGGGACACUCACUACUGGGGAGUGGCAGAAGAGUCACUGUCGUCUCCCACGGGCCUCGUCCCCAUGGACCUGCGUGUAGGCGAGCGUCUGGUGCGUCCAGGUUCGGACACGGCCUUCCUGUCCCCUCUGCACCCUCCUCUGCUGAUUGGUCCCUUCAAUCCGCAACACUGUUCCCAGUACAGCCAGCCACAGCUGCAGCAUAUACAGCAGUAUAACAUGGAGCAGCAUCUACGAGACCAGGAACAAGCGAAACAACAGCUACAGCAGCUCAAACACAAGGACAAGAGUCAACAGAGUGCUGUGGCCAGUGCGUUGGUGAAGCAGAAACUGGCGCAAGUGAUUCUGAAGAAACAGAAGCAGGCGGUCCUGGAGAGGACGAACUCCAACCCUCUGAGCAGCCCGUCGGUGGCCUACCGGGAGUUGGUUCCAGAUCCCAGCGCUCCCCUACAACCGCUCAUGUCCUCCACAAAACCAACUCUCAGAGAAGGACCUGACGAACCGCCCCUGAGACGAGCAAGUACGCCACCGUCCAACAUGCAUUUAAACGCCUCAGAGCCCAACCUGAAGGUGAAGCAUAAGUUAAAGAAACACCUGAACACCCGUAAGAGCCCACUGACACGCAAAGAGAGCGCACCGCCCACCGUCAAGCACCGCGCUCCUGAUACGCUGGAUUCGUCCCCGAGCAGCAGUAGCACUCCAGUAUCCGGCUGCAGCUCUCCAAACGACAGCCUGCCCAAUGAGAACGGAGCGCUGCCCGCUGCCGCCAGCCUGUCCCAUGAGGCUCAGAGGCUGCUGUUGCAGGACGGGUCUUUAGCUCACUUCACAGUGCAGAAUCCGUCCAGUCUGCCGACCAUCACGCUUGGCCUCCCCGCCAACACCAAGGCGGAGAGCGAGUUGGGCUCACUGAAGCUGGGUCGUGUGCCGGUGGUGCCAGGCGGUUCUCCACUGCUGGUUCCCUUGGGUGUGGAAGAGCAGACAGGACAGCUCAUGCAGCCCGUCCUCAUCCUGGAGCCCUCUGGACUCGUACACACCCCUUUGUUGGCCGUUCCAGGUCUGGGUCCGGUUCCCCUGCAGUUCAGUGCGUCUGGUCCUCAUAAGCCACUGAGCCGCACGCGAUCUGAGCCGCUGCCCCAGAGUCCCCGCGCCCUCCAUCCUCACCUGCUCCAGCAGCAGCAGCACAGUGCACAGCUGCUGGAGAGACUCAAACAGCAGACGCACCUGGGCAAGCUCAUGUCAAAGUCCAGCGAGAAGCCUCGUCUCCGGCAGAUCCCCUCAGAGGACAUGGACUCAGAGGAGGUGGGGCCAUCAGCCAGUGACGCCCAUCAGGGCAGGGUCAGGGCGGAGUCACAGAGAGAGCUGGAGAGUCAGGAGGAGCAGAUCAACCUGCAGCACACCCUCAUUCUAAACCAGUCACGUCUGUGGGAAACACAAAAACAACUUCAGCAGCUCCGCAGACAGACGGCUCACAUGGAAACACUGGCGGUACCCAUGAUGCUUGGCGGCAUACACCGGCCGCUCUCUCGUACGCAGUCGUCUCCUGCUUCCACCUCGCUGACGCUGCCAGACAAAGCCUUGCCUCUGACACCGGCAACAGAGCCGCCCCAGAGCCAACCCCGCUUCACCACGGGUCUGGUGUACGACUCCCAAAUGCUGAAGCACCAGUGCACGUGUGGAGAUAACAGCAGCCACCCGGAGCAUGCUGGGAGAAUCCAGAGCAUCUGGUCCCGCUUGCAGGAGAGAGGCCUCAGGGGCCAGUGUGAGAGUAUUCGAGGAAGGAAGGCUACCCUAGAAGAGUUACAGUCUGUCCACACGGAGCGUCACGUCCUGCUGUACGGCACCAAUCCACUCAACCGCCUCAAACUGGACAAUCGCAAACUGGCCGGCAUACUGUCACAGCGGAUGUUCGUCAUGCUGCCCUGUGGGGGAGUCGGGGUGGACAACGACACCAUCUGGAACGAGAUGCACACCUCCACAGCGUCUCGCAUGGCAGCCGGGAGCGUGACGGAGCUGGCCUUCAGAGUGGCUAAAGGAGAGCUCAAGAACGGCUUUGCUGUGGUAAGGCCACCAGGACAUCACGCAGACCCGUCAAACCCCAUGGGUUUUUGUUUCUUCAACUCUGUGGCGAUCGCUGCUAAGCAGCUCCAGCAGAAACUCAGUGCCAGUAAAAUCCUCAUCGUUGACUGGGACGUUCACCAUGGCAACGGCACCCAGGAAAUUUUCUACAAUGACCCCAGCGUUCUCUACAUCUCCCUCCAUCGCUACGACAAUGGAAACUUCUUCCCCGGAAGUGGUGGACCGGCAGAGGUGGGUUCUGGUGCUGGUGAGGGUUUCAACGUUAAUGUGGCGUUUACCGGUGGACUGGAUCCUCCCAUGGGCGAUGCAGAGUACCUGGCUGCCUUCAGGACGGUCGUGAUGCCCAUUGCUCAGGAGUUUUCCCCAGACGUAGUGUUGGUCUCUUCAGGGUUUGAUGCUGCAGAAGGACAUCCUGCUCCUUUAGGAGGAUACAAAGUCACUGCUAAAUGUUUUGGGAUUUUGACUCGGCAGCUGAUGACGUUAGCAGGAGGACGCGUGGUUCUAGCAUUAGAGGGAGGUCAUGACCUCACAGCCAUAUGCGAUGCUUCUGAGGCCUGUGUCAGUGCUCUGCUGGGGCUGGAGGAGCCUCUUCCUGAGUCGACUCUACUGCAGACGCCCAAUGCCAACGGAGUGCUUUCACUGCAGAGAGUUCUACAAAUACAGAGUCAGUAUUGGUCGUCCCUCAAACCGUUGGUGAGCACAGUGAGUAUGUCGUUUCUGGGUGCCCAGAGGAAAGACUGUGAGGAAACAGACACAGUGAAUGCGAUGGCGUCCCUCUCUGUGGGGGUCUUGACCAACAAAAGCCUUGCUGAUGAACCCAUGGAGCAUGACGAAGACUCCCUUUAAACCAGGUCUUUUUACUUGUCUGAAACUGUCCAUUACCAAAUGGCGCUCCACAUCAUGUGAACGAGCCGUGCCUCAGACCAGCAGUGCCUCAGGGGGGCGUGGCUUCCUCAUCAUGGCCCCUCCCCCAAGACACCACCUCAACACUGACCACCAGCACAGCGCGGCUAAGCUAGCAACCCGCAGCUACAGUUCAGCUGGGGCUCUGGGAUCCACAUCAUCGUCUCCUUUCAAGUACCACACAAACAAUCACACUAGAACGCAUGGGGCCGCUUUGUGCGUUAGUGUGUUUUUAACAUUCACUAAAAGGAUGCGCUCAAGAACUCGCAAAUAUUCACCUCUGGUGCCUCAAAAGAGACUAUUUACUUAAGCUGGAGAUGCGAAACCAGAUUUGUGGGAACGGUUGAGGAUUAUUUAACCUUUUUUAAAGGCAGCCCACUUUACUACCCCUGACAAGCGAACUAUUGAAGUGCUGAGAGAAAAUGAGGGGUUUCCUUGCACCUGGCAACCACAAAGUGGCUCCACUCUAUGAUGUCAUUACUAUUAACCAAUUUAACCACUAAAGAAGAAGAAGAAGAAGAAAUAACGAUCUCAACAACUGUGGGUUUUAUAAAUCUUAAUUUUUUUUUGCACUGUGCAUUCCAUAAUGUGAACCGUGAAAUUUUCCAAACCUCUGGGAAAAGAAAGAUCUAAUUCUGUAUCUAGUUUUAUGCUUAACAUUCUUUUUUUUAAAGUGAAGCAAAAAAACAGUUGCAUUCUUGUCAAGUUCAGUUACAUUCUACCUGCAUUCCCAGCAUGAAGGCUGUAAACUUGAAUACUUCAAGAUACUUCUUUGUACUGAUUUUGUGUAUCUGAUUUAAUGUUACGCCUCAUGUUUUUAAAGGCCAGAGGGACAAACCAGCUAUCAGCAAUUUUAUUGCACACACCCACCCAAAACACACACAUAUACAUCCAUAUUUCUGUGCACGCAAGCACACAUCGCAUCCAUAUGACCACUGUACUUUUAAUAUCGUACUUUUAAUAUCGUGGACACAGGAAGUGCUUACACUUUCCAUAGACUAACUAUAACGCAAAGUAGAUCAGUCUCUCUUUAGACCAAACUAAUAUGAAUAUGAUUUUUAUAUGUGUGUGCGUGUGUAUCUAUCAGUCAUAUAUUUUGUCUGUUCUGUAUUCACAAACAAACCUCAAUUGACCACAAGCAAAAACGCAAAACGACAUUUGAAUGCGCUCUUGAAGCCACUUUAAUUUUAAAAUUACAAUUUUCUGUAUUCUUCAUUAAUCUUUGUUGUUUUGGACAAGGGAAAUAACCAGCAUUUUAACCUGUGGAGGAGACGUUUCUAAAGUUGGUGUGCAUUUAAUGAUUUUCUUUCAUUGCUGUGCACUUAGAAAUUACUGAAUGUUUUUUUUUUUUUUUUUUUUUUUUUACGAGGGAUGCAUUGUUUUUGGAUGGCGUUCUGUUUUCCACAGCCUGCACAUAGAUGUCUAAUUCACACCAGUUGUGUGGAUGAACUUUAUAGUGAUAUUAAAUAUGUCUCUUAGCCGCUGGGAUUCACAUUUACGCCAUCUUCAAUGAACCGAAAUAAAUAUCACACCAACCUUUAACCGAAACGGACAGACCUCUUCAAAUACUGUGCCACUCAUCAGCACAUUCUGUUUCAAAAAACAUUUCACUUAUUUAGCCUUUCUAAACAAACGAUUGGCCAAAAUUUUGUUGGCUAUGUUCUGGUUGCGUAAUCCUGAUGGGUCAAACCGCCGAGAAUAAUGCGCUGGAAGUUAUCGUCCACAUGCUGUAUCAAUAUCUCAAAGUUAAAGUGUGCUGUCUGGAUGGUCGGGACAUUACAUUGGACUAGUAGCACAGUUCAUGGUGCUUGUUUGACUUUAGUGUUGUGCUUUUGGGUUGAUGAACGCCUGACGGCUCGGAUUUCAGCAUGACUUGGAUGACAAUGACCAAAUCUCAUCUUUUUGAGUCUGCACAACCCUUUACCUCUGUAUUUACAACCAAAUACAGCGUUAACAUGCUUUCUUGCAUUCACUACAAGAAACAAUCGUGACCUGACAAAUUGCUGUUAUUUUGAACAUGUGGAAUAAAAUAGAGGCAUUCCUAUACAGAUUUUCGUAAUGCUGCAGCUGUAAGUGCCCAGCACCUGCCCGACCAAUGAGUCUUUACUUCAUCCCUCUUUCUUUUGUACCAAACCACUGUGGAUAGUUAUGCAUUUGUAUGAUUCCAUGUAUAUAGUACCAUCCUCCCAUUUAUCGAUGUGUUGUGUUCAUAUGGCUGAGGUUUUCAUGAAGACCCUGGGUAGCCUUUGCCCAUCAGACCCCCAUGAAGACUGUUGUAAAAUAGAGCAGAUGCAGACGUUCACCCAUUAAUGAAGUCAUAGCUAAUCUCUCUGAACUAGCGGCGAUCUUGCUGCAUAUUUAUAGUACUUCAAACAGUGCACUUGCGUUUCACCAGCAACAAAACAUACCUGCUCACCUUCAACGAUUGAUAAAAAUCACCUUGGUUAAAGACUUAAUUCGACAGCACUUAGUGACAGUUUUGCCGGGCCUUUCAGACUGUGACUACAAACAGAUCUUGACAUUCCGUUGCAGUUUGGACACUGAUAUUCGUCUUAUAUGCAGUUAUAUUUUAGUGGUGUAUUUUUACAAUAGCUUUGUGCAUUUGUACUGUUUUGAUAUACCUCUCAAAGCGCUUGUAUUCUCUUGUCUCUCCGAACCCUUUAUGAAGUAAAAUGGAGAGCGUGUGCUGAUGUCUUCACUCCUGUAAAAGCAAACCAGUGCCGUCUUAAUUUCUCUGUCAUUUAUUCCUCUUCGCCUUGUUGUAUGGACAAUGUAAAUAGUUACCUACGACCAAAAGACUUCACUUAUGUGCCUUGAAGUACUUAACCUGUCGACCCCACUAACUGGAUCUGUUUAACAAAGAAUAACAGAAAUUAUGUUUUCGAAUAUUCCUGUACUUAACGAUUCCCCUGUUUAUUUCCGAUUUCUUUUGUUCCUCUGUGUAUAGAAAAGAAUGUCUAUUUUGUACUGUUUCUAUCUUCCUAAUUAAAAUGAAAAGCAUUUUUUGUUUGCCUGAA